AUGUCCGAGAGAGAAAACUCACUUGAAGACACUCAAUUGCCUACGCCAGCAUCUACUCCAUUACCCCUAGAGGACCUUGACAAAUUCGAAACUGAAGACCAACCAGGUAGCUCUGGUUCAUCAGUCUCAGCACCUUCAGAUCAUACCACGGUACCCAACGCCUCCAACUCGACGUUAGUCAUGGCGUCUAAUGAGUUAAUUGAUACCGAUACUCCGGCCCAGCGCCAGUCCAUCAAGAUGACUUCUAUCCUUCAUAAAAUUGCGAUCAGUACAAAGUUAUCCUCAUCAAACUAUGUAGCCUGGUCCGAUGGCAUACGGUUUGGUCUCAUGGCGGCUUCAUACGAUCAUUACCUUGAUUCAGAAGAAGCCGGUGCUCAGGGUAUCAAUCCAGACAUCCACUCAGCCACUAAGAAAGCCAUAUUUUACUGGUUACUCUCAAGCAUAGAUCUCACUCAGUCCACAAGAUUCAUUUCAAUGAUUUCAAAAUUCGAGAAUGGAAUCAAGACAACCGAUCCCUCUCCUUCUUUACUCUGGAAAACAAUCCGAGAUUAUCACAUUAGUAAUUCAGAAUCUGUAAAACUUAUGCUACGUAGUGAGAUCACAGACCUAUCUCAAGGAACUACUAAGGAUCUACUCGAUUACAUAGACAUCUUCAGAGCUAAAGUAGACGCUUACCUAGGAUCAAACGGUGAGAUGUCGGAAGAAGAACAAGCCCGUCAAUUUGUUCGCUCACUCAACCGAGACUGGGCGGAAAAGGGAUGUGAUUUAUUAGAUGCAGGCCAUGUGAAGUUCAAGAAUCUUGAAACCGAGCUGAAGAAAACAUACCAAACCCGAAAGAUGUUUUCUUCGAGUCGACAACAAUCUAGUCGGAUUGCCGAAACUUCGGAUUCCAGCCAAGGAAAUCGAAUUGUAAGAACAAGUGUAUUGGCCGCGAUCAUCCUACCAAACCUCAUGAUCAGGCCGAUUGUUUUCAUCACCCUAACAACACGGCUAAGAUGGAAAGCUGGAAACGCUCAAAACGAGAUGCUGGCGAAUGGAUCGAUUACCCUAGAGGUGGACGCGGUAACGGACGUGGAGGUUUUCGAGGGAGUCAACGAGGAAGAGGCCGUGGUCAAGGCAACAGUCAAACUCAUAUGA
Molecule: messenger RNA, 1137 nt
Organism: Melampsora larici-populina 98AG31
Lineage: Eukaryota; Fungi; Basidiomycota; Pucciniomycetes; Pucciniales; Melampsoraceae
Exons: 2
Coding region: 1-1137 (378 amino acids)
Source: RefSeq, a predicted model, not a curated record